UACGUGUCUUCACGAAAUAGCAACGAUUGUUAUGCAAUCUGCGAGAAGGUGUAGCAGAAUUUUUAUUGGUGUCAAAGUUCGUUUGAAUAUCGCCAAAAGAAUGAAUUCCGUACAUCUAACAAAACAUCCCAAUCAGCAAUUCUCAAUUUAUGCGUUUCGUUAACCUUUCCCGAUUCCGUAUUCAAAUUAUCGCGUGAGGUCAAUGCAAGCAUCCGAUUGCUGCUCUCAAACUUUUUCUUGCCGAGGGGGCGUUAAAAAUCUACGAAAAGGUCGAGCGUGGGACGUAAAUGUCCGUAAAAGGUGGCAAAAUUGAGCCGGGGGUAAACGUUGGAACGUAUUUUGCUCGGAUGAAUAUCGCGGAGGUGUUGAAUUGAGAAUGCCGAAUCGCUAAGACCGGAAGGCAACGUGUUUGAUAACGAUCAAAAUCGAGUUUAUUAGCACAUUUCCAUCAUGCAUAAAAGUAUCAUAAUAAAAUAUUUCAUAUGGUAAUUCGUAUAACGAUUGAUGUACUGCAAUGAGGUGUUGAUAUUUCAUGUGAUGUUCAAUACAAUAAUUGAUAGAUCAAUGAAACUAAUACAAAUGGAGGAGUACUAUACUCCGACCAGAAAGUGCGUAUGUACGGUAAAGAUGGAAAUGGGUUAAACGCGGUUUUAAAGGCAUUCAAAGUCUUAAAGGCUACCCAAGCGCAAAAAUAGUCUCCCGAAGGAAAAAAGUUGUCAGGCCUAGAAAUUACAAAAAAAUCAAUAAGAGCAUGAAAGUUAUUAAUAGUACGUCCAAGACGAUGAAAAUUAUGGAGAAAAAAUAGAGGAUUUAUUAAGAAGGAAGUGGCUGGGCUUUUUGUGCAAAAAUAACUCUUGAUUUUUCAACAGAAAUUUAUUAAAAUUACACUGUCGUCAUUACGUCGGUCUCACUACAGAAAAUAAUGGUACAACCGCCCUAGAAUCUAUUAUCUGUUCAAAUAAAUGUAAAUACAAAAUUCUAUUUGAUCCGGGUUUGUUCUAAAAGUAAUUAGAACUCGCUCGGAGGGAAUUUCGAUGAAGGGUGAUUUACUGCACGAUCUCCCUCGUUUUAUAGUGAAAUUUAUUAAAUUGAAAUCACAUAAACGUGUAAGUCCUCCCCAUCUUUUUACCGUGCAUUCUCGGGGGGAUUUCGCUAUUAUUCGCGGGGAAAUUAUUCGAAAACUUGGUAAAGAGUGGAGAGAAUUGAACGCCCAUCAGCACGGGGGGUAGGUGGCCGCGUGCGAAUUCCCUCUCUGCGCCUCCACAUGGAGAACGGUAUCUGGCCCUGGGGGCAUAACAUCCCCCUUUCCCCGCCCAUCUCGUCGAUCUGACCGACCACGCUGCCCCCUCUUGAUUCCCACCCUUUUGAUCGGCUUGUCUCUUCUCUCCCCUUUAUCCAGCUCAUUCCGGACCAUUGCCUCGUUCUCCCUCUCUCGUUCCGGUAACCUCUUUGCCACCGGUACCUCUCGCUUCUUCUACUUUACUCCGACUCGGUUGCCUUGCCCCCACCUUUGAAUUGCCCCUUCUUCCAUACCGAACCACCCACCAGAUCGCUCGUUCGCUAUGCUCGCGAUCACCCGCUCGUCCUCUCUCUCCCACAUUAAUCGGAUCGAUCGUCGCGUCUCCCUCUUUCGAUCGCUGCGUCCCUCUUCGUCGUACGCGCGCUACCGCGAAUGACUUUACCCUCGUCCGACUCGAUUGCGCGGAGGCAGGCGCCACGAAUUCACUUCUCGCGACUUCGGCUUGGCUCGGUCUGUUCCGCUCGCUGCUCAGUCAGAAGAAUUCGUCAGUAUUCGCCGCGCUGCGCUGCCGGCAGGUUACACGUUAGAGGAAAGGUGAUUCGACCGUCGUUCAACGAUCGCAACCGCGCGUGUCCCCGACGUAGAUCGAAGGUAUUUUAACGACAUGCGCGUCGAAGGAUAGUAGCACGAGCGUAAAUCGUAACCGGUUCGAACUCGUUCCCGAUCCGUGAUCUCCCGAUCUCGAAACGAGUCGCAGUGUCCGCGCGCGUACGUCUGGAUCUACUUGAACAAAGGAACGCAACAGGCUGGAGGGAGGAGUACGAACGAUCAGGUAACAUCGAUGAGAAGUCGGAAGAGAGAACUGGUCUCGGUGCAGAAAUCUCCAGUGGACGUCACGUGGGAAACGCGACCGCCCGCGGCCGUUUCGUUCUUUGAAAGAUCUGCGGUGAAUCGUUCGACGUAUGCGUCGCGGAUCGUGCGAAGUCGAAUUUCGAUUCCCGCGACGCAGCGGGCCAAGUUCUCUAUCAAAACAUGACCACGUGACCGACUACGGCGCGGCUUGUAAACAGUGAGUUUGACCACGUGGUCUGCCCCCUCCUAUCGGCGUCGUUCCUCUCCCCCGUGCUCGUCCUCUUUCAUCGUCUCCGUCUCGCUCGCUCGCUCGCUCGCAACACGCAGAACAACGUACGCCGCGUAGCGUAUUCUCGGUCGGUUCGCUACCAGUUGCGGGAGAGUUCGAUUCGAGUUGAUCCGUGAUUACCGCUCUGUCUUAUUCUUCGUCGCAAUUCGAGCCGCGCCACGAGAUUCGCGAGUGUUCGUCCGUUCGCACGCACUUAGUUCACGACGCGGUAUAUCGAGGAGAAGUGUGGUUGUGUCGUUCGAAAAUCGCUAAGGUUACGAGGCAAAGUGGCAGUGUCGGCGGUCGAACGCGAUCGACUAUUCAAUUCACGAUUCGGGUAGAUAUUCGCACCUCGGGACGAGCACCGCGCGAGGUGCUUCUGGUGUAGAAGUGGAGUACAUGGAGGACACGAACAUGAUGGACUCGGUGCCGGUUUCUGCGUCGGGGUCGAAGACCGGGUUGCAACCGCAGCAGGGGGUACCGUACGACCUUGAGACCGGGUUCGAGCCACAGGCGAGAGCACGGUCGCUCACGUGGCCGCUGCCAAGACCGGAGGAGUACAUCGAUGGGGACGUGGUGCCGAGCGUCUCGGCCAGCAAAGAGGGCGUCGAGGGCGUCGAGGGCGUCGAAGGUGGCACGUCGUCUCAGCAUGGAUCUCUGGUCCAAGGUACCAUCCUGCUCCCGGUCAAGAAGAAUUCGUCCCGGCGGAACGCCUGGGGAAAUCACAGCUACGCUGAUCUCAUCACCCAGGCCAUCACCAGCGCCCCGGACGAACGGUUGACUUUGUCGCAGAUUUACGAAUGGAUGAUGCAAAACAUACCGUACUUCAGGGAGAAGGGAGAGAGUAACAGCAGUGCCGGAUGGAAGAACUCGAUAAGACACAACCUGUCCCUGCACAGCAGAUUCAUGCGGGUGCAAAACGAGGGCACCGGUAAGAGUUCCUGGUGGAUGAUAAAUCGGGACGCGAAGCCAGGGAAAUCGCGCCGAAGGGCGUUGACCAUGGAGGCGAGGAAGUUGGAGAAACAUCGGGGCCGUGCGAGGAAGAAGAUCGAAGCGUUGAGGAACGGGAGUCUGCAGUCGGACCUGCAAUCGGCAACGAGUCCUCCGAGCGUGAACGAAGGGUUGGACCUGUUCCCGGACAGCCCGCCUCAGCCCGGCAGUGGAUUUCAGCUAUCGCCCGAGUUCCGGAGCAUACGAUAUAAAGAGAGAAUCGACAGUCCUCGAGCUUCGAGCAAUGCCUCGUCCUGUGGUCGAUUAAGUCCAAUCCCGGCGAUCCCUGGAAAACAGGAAUGGAAACCGACAUACACACCUUAUAGCCCAGAACAAUUAGCCGGUAACCUCGCGGAAACGAUGAAACUGGAGUCCUAUCAAAUGUAUCAGACGUCGCCGCCGAGCCACCAACAGCAGACGGGACCGCCGCCGUCUUAUUACGAGACCCAGUAUCCGAGGAGCAAUAGCCCCCCGUUCCCUAAUCCAUCCCCGUUCGCGUUGCAACCGGCUCCUCAAUCGGCGAAUCCGCAGAGAUGCCCGAUCCACGGUCUCCAGCCGUGCGCCUGUCAAAUGAAUUUGAGCGCAGUAGCUGGGACCUCGCCGUCGUAUCAACAGAGCGAGCCGAGUCCCACGACGCUUGGGAAUAACCAGCAGCAAACUCUUCAGUACAUGAUGCAGACGCAACAAUGCCAGCAGUCGCAGCAACAGCAACAGCAACAGCAGCAACAACAGCAAACGGGGGCAACGAGCCCGACGCAUACGUCCACGCCGUGCGGCCCGUCGCCGAGCACGAUGAUGGGACAAUUGAUGGGCGCGCUCAAUAAUUCCUCGCUCCUUGACGAUUUAAACAUUAACAUCGAAUCGCUGCACGGUGGAUUCGACUGCAACGUCGAGGAGGUAAUUAAGCACGAGCUGUCGAUGGACGGCACGCUAGACUUCAACUUCCAGCAGGGCGUGAUGGGCACGACGACGAUCCAGGUCAGCGAUGGUAACAUCGGACAGAACGGUCCCGUCUCCCAGAACAACGUGGUGGUCGGUACCACCGCCGGGAACGCACCCGCGGGAGUAUACGUGAGCACAAACGCGGCGACUCCAGCCGCGCCUCCCUCGUGGGUCCACUAGCAGUGGACUCCCCUGCCCUCGACACCACCUUCGUUCUUGUCGUCGUCGUUCGUUGACAGACGGGAACACUGCGUCCGAGGGGCAGUUCAUCGGAGACCCGAGUGUCGAGGACGAACGGGAGGACCGACAAGUAAUUGUGAUAAGAUAUAGAAAUACUUACGCCAGGCCACGAUACGUACCGUACCACCAGACGUAUCUCAAGGAUGCCGAUCUAAGUCUGUGCAACUGCGGCGCGAGGAUCACGCCGUACAAUCGUUUAACACCCGCGUCGGGGGUAGGAAAAAAAUAUUCUGAAUAUUCUUAUUGACUCUAGCCAAGGCUAGCAACGGGAACUUAUCAUGGGUACAUUCUCUUUAAAUUCAUUACGUUCUUAAAUUCUUUCACUGACACGAAUUCCGAAGAGAAAAUAACUCGCCGCCGAAUUCCUUGUCCGAGGAAGAAAAUUUGCAAACAGAUUGUUCCGGUGGACGUCGCACAAAGUAUUUAAACGGCGAACGAUAUAAAAAAAUUACAACAUCGCGUCUAGCAUCAUUUAAACUCGCGAUCUGAAGAAUCCUAUUAUGCAAGUAUCAAAGAUUUUCCUUGAAUCGGUGAAACAAGCGACAUCCUGUCGAUCCAUCAACGGCUAGAUCAUUCCGAUCAGCUCCUAGGAGCGUCUUGUUUGCUUUCCGUGACUUCCGUGGAACGCGCGUGCAUAGCCGGAAGCUGCGAUGUCACGUAACGCUAGAAUUCACGCGAGUACAUUCAUUGAAAAAAGUUGACGGAUGACGAACUUUUGAUUGAUUUUACAUAAUUUAACAUUCAGCGCCUGACUAAAUAAAUUAUUGAGAAACGAA
This is a messenger RNA of Ceratina calcarata, 5308 nucleotides long. It is a transcript of the gene foxo, whose product is annotated as forkhead box, sub-group O. The coding region runs from base 2760 to 4472 and encodes 570 amino acids. NCBI's taxonomy places the organism in Eukaryota, Metazoa, Arthropoda, Insecta, Hymenoptera, Apidae. The record is from RefSeq and is a predicted model, not a curated record. Gene Ontology annotation, biological process: regulation of transcription by RNA polymerase II. Gene Ontology annotation, cellular component: nucleus. Gene Ontology annotation, molecular function: RNA polymerase II cis-regulatory region sequence-specific DNA binding; DNA-binding transcription factor activity, RNA polymerase II-specific. The transcript is spliced from 9 exons.